GGGGGAUGAAACUUGGAAGAGGCUGCACAAAAGUUGAUUUAUACCUUUGACAUUUUUUUUUAUUCUAUUUUACUUCUCUUUUCUCUUUUUUUUAUUUUUAUUUUUUUUUAACUGUGGUGAAUUCUAAAUGUCAACAUCAUUCCAUUCUACAGAAAAUAAUACUUCAAACAUACGAUCAGUGAAUGCUUCUGUUGAUGCUGAACCUAUUUCUUCUCGAUAUUGUUCUCCUGAACGGUGUGGUGAAGGGUCUUAUGGACUUGUUAUGCGUGUCUGGGAUAAAAAAACUGAAAGUUUUGUAGCUAUCAAAAAGUUUACUUAUAGAAAAAAUGGUAUAUCAUCUUCUACCUUACGUGAAAUAGCUCUAUUGCGAGAACUCAAUCAUCAAAAUAUUAUCAGACUGCAAAAUGUGAUUAUGAACGAAACAGAUAUAUAUAUGGUGAUGGAUUAUUAUGAUUCGGAUCUGAAAGAUUAUAUGCGUUCGACAGGAAGAUCAGGAAUGACACCUCAACACGUCAAAAGCUUUCUGUAUCAAAUUCUCGAUGGCUUACAAUACCUUCAUUCGCAUAGAAUUAUCCACAGAGAUUUGAAACCCGAAAAUCUAUUGAUCAAUCGCCUUGGAAUGCUUUGCAUUACAGACUUUGGACUCUCGAAACCUUUUAUAAUACCUUACAUUGGUCGUACUCCUCGACCGAUGACGUUAUCCUACCGUGCACCUGAAGUAUUAUUAUCUGAUAUUGGUUACAGUCUUGAUAUCGACAUGUGGAGCGUUGGAUGCAUAUUUGGUGAAAUGAUGACAUUGGAACGUCUUUUUAAUGCAUCGUCAGAAAUAGGACAAAUUCUUGGUAUAUUCUUAUUCUUAGGUACUCCUGAUGAAUCGUCUUGGCCAGGUUUUACAAUGUUACCUAACUAUAGUCCCCAUUUUCCAAAAUGGGAGUCAGGAGGUUUAGAUUUUCAUAUGCAGGCGCACACAACUGGUGAUUUCUGGACAGAGCUUUCUUCCAACUUACUUCGGUCUUUACUCAGCUACCCUUGCAAUGGACGCAUUUCUGCUAAAGAGGCCUUGAACCAUCCUUACUUUUAUGAUGAUCCUGAUAUUUUGGACUUUUGCCCUUAG
Halteromyces radiatus is the source of this 1114-nucleotide messenger RNA. Its product is annotated as CMGC/CDK/CDC2 protein kinase. The coding region runs from base 128 to 1114 and encodes 328 amino acids. Gene Ontology annotation, cellular component: cytoplasm; cyclin-dependent protein kinase holoenzyme complex; nucleus. The transcript has 10 exons. Lineage: Eukaryota; Fungi; Mucoromycota; Mucoromycetes; Mucorales; Cunninghamellaceae. The record is from RefSeq and is a predicted model, not a curated record. Gene Ontology annotation, molecular function: cyclin-dependent protein serine/threonine kinase activity; cyclin binding; ATP binding. Gene Ontology annotation, biological process: protein phosphorylation; regulation of G2/M transition of mitotic cell cycle; regulation of gene expression.